AGUACCUGGUACUCCAGUUUCAAAAAAAUUAAAAACUUGGGAGUAAUUCAGGAGAGAGAGAAAGUGCAAUUCCAGCUACCCGAUCACUCAAGAUCCAAACCCAUUACCAAAUCCAUCAAUGGACGGCGUAGUUGUCGGCGCCAGCGGCAGAGGCGGUGUCGCCACAACCGGUGGCGGCGGAACAACUUUGUCGGAGGUUUACCAAAAUGCGAAGAAACUACAAUUGAAGAUUAGAGACUCCCUCGAAAGACUCGAACGCCUUGAAUCGUCCACCUCCACCGCCUCGCCGGAGUUCGCUUUUGAUGUCAAGAAGGAUAUCUCGAAUCUUCAUUCUCUUUGUAAUGAUAUGGAUCAUCUUUGGCGCUCUGUCGCGGUUAAAUCUCAGCGUGAUCUCUGGAAAAGAAAAGUUGAGCAAGUUGCUGAAGAGGCAUAUUCAUUGAAAGAAAGUUUAGACAAAUACUUUAUGAGAAAUCAAAGGCGGAUGCAGGAAGCAAAGGAGAGGGCUGAAUUGCUGGGAGGAGCUAACGGGGAAUCUUCUCAUGUCCUAAGAAUCUUUGAUGAUGAAGCACGAGCAAUGCAGUCAGCUCACAACUCUUCAAGGAUGCUGGAAGAUGCUUAUUCAACUGGGGUGGCCAUCCUUUCAAAGUUCGCUGAGCAAAGAGAAAGCAUGAAGAGUGCACAUCGAAAGUUACUUGACGUCCUGAAUACAGUGGGGCUCUCCAACUCGGUGCUUAGGUUGAUUGAGAGGCGGAAUCGUGUCGAUACUUGGAUAAAAUUCGCUGGAAUGAUCCUCACUUUUGUUGUCUUGAUUAUGUUGUGGCGGUGGAAACACUAACAAUCCCCAUUUGUGAUCUAUGAUGGAUACCCUAGUACCUUACUGUCUGAAUCUGCCCCUUGUGUGGAAAGACUGGGUAUCAUUGACGGUUAAUGUCACAAUUUGUGGAUACUGAAUGAUAAUAUUGUAAAAAGAUUGGUCUAAAGCAGUGAAAAUGAUUCAGGUCUCAGUAUAUGAGCUUUUGACAAUCCAUGGAAAUGUAAAUAGUUAUACGUUGUUUUAGGCUUCUUUUAACGGAAGUGGUGCUACAAAAAUUCUUAUACGUUGUUUUGUUGUAGUUUUUUGAAGCGUCAUUUUGUUGCAAAUCGGAAAUUAUUGGUUUGCGCCUUCA
This is a messenger RNA of Chenopodium quinoa (quinoa), 1166 nucleotides long. RefSeq names its product membrin-11-like. The record is from RefSeq and is a predicted model, not a curated record. Gene Ontology annotation, biological process: vesicle fusion; vesicle-mediated transport. The transcript is spliced from 4 exons. Gene Ontology annotation, molecular function: SNAP receptor activity; SNARE binding. Lineage: Eukaryota; Viridiplantae; Streptophyta; Magnoliopsida; Caryophyllales; Amaranthaceae. Gene Ontology annotation, cellular component: endoplasmic reticulum membrane; late endosome membrane; Golgi apparatus. The coding region runs from base 119 to 835 and encodes 238 amino acids.